CCUGGUGUAUGGAAGAGGAAGGACUGGGCACUGAUUAGCACAAGCUACAGAAGGGACUGCCUGACAGCAUGUAAAGAGCACACAUGAUGAGGGGCUGCUGCUGCAGCCUGGUGUAUGGGAGAGGGAGGCAGGGAGGACCGAGAGGGGGGAGGAGCCCGGACACACAGACAUAAACACACACAGCCCAAGUCUGCACCGCUGCCCUGCAUUGCCCAGAACUGGCACCUGACUACACUGACCGAGGAGACAGCAGGUGGCAGACUUUGCCCUUCCCCUGCCCAUGAAGAGGCCCCUGUCCGGGUCAUGGCGCCGUCGGGCCCCAGCAGCGUGAAGCGAAGGUGCAGAAGGUGCCUGUACUGGAUACCGGUGCUUUUCAUUUCCAUCAUCGUCUGCUGGUCCUACUAUGCCUAUGUCAUCCAGCUGUGCAUAGUGUCCAUGGGAAAUCUCGGAGAGAAAGUCCUCUGCCUGAUAGCGUAUCACUUCUUUGUCAUCCUGUUUGUGUGGUCCUACUGGAAGACCAUCUUCACAUUGCCAAUGAACCCGGCUAAAGAGUUUCAUCUGUCAUAUGCUGACAAAGAACUUAUAGAACGAGAACCCAGAGGGGAAUCACAGCAGGAUGUUCUUAGAAGACUGGCCAAGGACCUCCCCGUCUAUACCAGGACAAUGUCAGGAGCCAUCAGAUACUGUGACAGAUGCCAGCUUGUGAAGCCGGACCGCUGUCAUCACUGUUCUGUCUGUGAUAAGUGUAUACUGAAAAUGGACCAUCAUUGUCCUUGGGUGAACAACUGUGUUGGUUUCUCCAAUUAUAAGUUUUUCCUCCUCUUCCUGGCCUAUUCGCUGGUUUACUGCCUUUUUAUUGUUGCCACAGAUUUACAGUAUUUCAUCAAGUUUUGGACAAACGGUUUGCCUGACACACAAGCCAAAUUCCACAUUAUGUUUUUAUUUUUUGCCGCUGCCAUGUUCUCUGUCAGCCUGUCCUCCCUGUUUGGUUAUCACUGCUGGCUUGUCUGUAAGAACCGGUCAACGUUAGAGGCUUUCAGAUCACCGAUAUUCAGACACGGAACAGACAAAAAUGGUUUCAGCCUUGGGUAUAGCAAAAACCUGCGACAGGUAUUUGGGGAUGAGAAGAAAUUUUGGCUGCUGCCUGUGUUUACGAGCCUGGGCGAUGGUUGCUCAUUCCCUACAUGUCUUGUCAACCAGGACCCUGAACAAGCAUCCACACCAACUGGAACCAAUUUAGCAGCAAAAAGUGUUGAGACUCAUCCAUUCCCAGCUAAACCUCUCCGCGAGUCUCAGAGCCAUCUUCUGACUGACACCCAGUCCUGGACUGAGAGUAGCUGUAAUGGAGAAAAGGGGAAACUUGGUAUGAGUAACCCUGCGCUAACUAUAGAGAAGGAAACCUAGCUGUUUGGAAACGUUGGAGGUGGUGAAGAACGUAAGGCUUGAGGUCCAUGUACAGAUGUUCAUCUGCAGAAGAAGUCAUGCUCUCAUUGGCUAGCUUUACAUCUGUACCAACACCAGGGAACGUGACCACGCAGGGAGGCUGUGGUGGUGUUUAAGUGAUAUAAUGGAAGGAAGAGGAAGUCUUUGUAGUAAACACUUGGCAGUCCUAUGUUGUAUGCAAUGUAAGGUUGUACUUUGACCGUGUUUAUGAUAUUAUAGCACAAACAAGCAUUAUCGUCAUUCCUCUUCCGAGAAGAAAGAUUCUUAUGUAAUUCCUGAAUGCAGAUCACUUCUUUUUGAAAAGCAAAUUGAGGGCAGCAUAUUUUGUAUGUAAAAUGUAAACAGUAUAUUAAUUAAUGAGGCCAAUUAAAUGUUAUUGAAGAUCUCAUUAAAUAACAUUACCACCCACUGA
Pseudophryne corroboree (corroboree frog) is the source of this 1855-nucleotide messenger RNA. RefSeq names its product zinc finger DHHC-type palmitoyltransferase 2 (gene ZDHHC2). Gene Ontology annotation, molecular function: palmitoyltransferase activity. Bases 115 to 1404 code for a protein of 429 amino acids. NCBI's taxonomy places the organism in Eukaryota, Metazoa, Chordata, Amphibia, Anura, Myobatrachidae. The transcript has 13 exons. The record is from RefSeq and is a predicted model, not a curated record.